AUGGGAGGGGGCAUGGCCAUGGGAACAGCGCUGUUCCAGGAGACAAACGUUCAGCUUGCCCAGUCUUUCUGGUACAUUAUCGCAGGCGUUGUCGGGUUUCUGGGUAUCAUCCGCGGUAUCAACUACCUAGAGGGCUGGAGAAGACUCAAACGAUGCCGCGCCGAGUCCGUACAGUUCCCGACGAAACCCUCAAAUUUUAUAACACAAGUAUGGGCAACAUCAACAGCGCUUGUCCGCGAAGCAGGGCACCCUCAACUCUAUAUCCCCAUCAAGGGUCUGCGGUGGACGACACCACCGUCGCUAGGUCGCGUACUUGUGCUACUGGCCUACUGGGCCGUCAUCAUCUACAUGAUGGUUAAUGACGCCGUCAUCAAGGACGCCUACUUCUGGGAACGCAUAGGGUUCCGCAACGCCUGGGUGACUGUCAUGCAGAUGCCCCUCCUCUAUCUUCUCGCGAUGAAGGUCAACGUAGUAGGCUUCAUCAUCGGCGCCUCGCAUGAACGACUAAGCUGGCUUCACCGAUGGGUCGCCAGAACAAUGUUCGUGACGGCAACCGUCCACGGCUUCCAUUUCUGGUCGGAAUGGGUGCGAGCAGACUUUGUCGAGACACAGCUGAGAAUCCUACCCGUCAUCAAGUACGGCCUCGGAGCCUGGGGAAUUCUCAUCUGGACAUUCCUCACCGGCAUGACACCACUGCGCAGCAUGGCGUACGAGCUGUUCCUCCUGCAACAUAUCCUCUCAGCGGUCCUCUUCAUCUGGCUGGUCUACGUCCACAUCCCGGCCUACGCGAAGCAGUACCUCUGGUUCUCCGUCGCCAUCAUCUGCUUCGACCGCCUCGCGCGCUGGGCGUUCCUUGCGUGGCAGAAUACGAGGCUUCGACCUAAUAGGUCGACGUGUACGGGAAUGAAGCGGGUGGGACACGAGGUGCAGGUCCGGGCGGCGGGCUCGUCGACGACGGUGUUGACGAUUAAGGAUGUUCAUUUCUCGUGGAAGGCGGGGCAGCACUUGUAUCUUUGGCUGCCGCGUAUCGGACCGUUUGAGGCGCAUCCGUAUACUAUUGCGUGCGCGCAUCAGCUGCCGGAGACGUGUACUUGCAACAGUAUCCAACUUGUCGUCAGGAAGCACGGCGGUUUCUCCAAGAGACUGCACGACUAUGCGGAGAAGAUUCCGGCAUCUGGGAAGAAGGAAACGCUGACGGGCUUGGUCCUGGGUCCGUUUGGCGCACCGCCGAGGUGGGAUAUUUACGAUACCAUGGUUCUCAUCUCGGCGUCUACGGGCACGUCCUUCACGCUGCCCAUUUUGGAGAGCAUUGUUCAGAGCCGCAGGAAGACAUGUAUUACAAGGAUCGAGUUCAUUCUCAUGGCAUGCCAGGGUGAAGAGAUCGAAUUCUAUAGGCAGCGGCUGCGGGAGUCAAUGGAACGCGCGCAGCAGAACGGCAUCGAGCUGCAGGUGCACAUCGCCGUUACGCGGUCGGGCAAAGCCAAGGAAGGCGAGGCGACGACGGUCCUCUACUCAGACCGAGAGGGGAGCUCUAGUUCUAGUUCGUCUGCGAAACACAGGAGGAUCGUCUCGGAUGACUCCGUGGAUGGUGGUGGCGGUGGAGGGUGUUGCCAGGAAAAGGGGCUGGACUUGGAGAAGGGCGACGAGGUGUUGCUUACACCCAGAAUCCGGAGCGGUUCGGUGAUGAGCAUGGUGAAGGAGUAUUAUUCUCGCCCUGAUCUGGAGGCUCUGAUUCGGGAACCCGUCGAAGCUGCGGGCGGUGAGACGUCGAUCGUUGUUUGCGGUGGGCAGUCGUUGACGAGUUCGGUCAGGAAUUGCGUGGCCUCGCUGUCGGAUGAGAGGGCAGUCCAUAAGGGGACGGGCGCACAGGGAAUCCAUCUUUUUGUUGAGGAGUACUCGUUUUAG
Colletotrichum phormii is the source of this 1905-nucleotide messenger RNA. RefSeq names its product ferric reductase like transmembrane component. Gene Ontology annotation, biological process: iron ion transport; intracellular iron ion homeostasis; copper ion import. Bases 1 to 1905 code for a protein of 634 amino acids. Gene Ontology annotation, molecular function: ferric-chelate reductase activity. NCBI's taxonomy places the organism in Eukaryota, Fungi, Ascomycota, Sordariomycetes, Glomerellales, Glomerellaceae. The transcript has 2 exons. The record is from RefSeq and is a predicted model, not a curated record. Gene Ontology annotation, cellular component: plasma membrane.